GCGCGCGUUUUGUACAAGGCUGGAGGAGGCGGAAUACCCGAGUGGUCCUCUGCUGUGUUUGAUCGAGAUACGCAGUUUGACAAUGACGCCUAAUGACAGCACGGACGUACUGCAUGCCCGGGAAGCUCGCAGCCAGAGUGCCACUCGGAGGACUCUUAGCCGAGCAAGCAACAUGACCUGGAGUCGAUUGAAUAAAUCAGAGUCACCGCCAGCAAAGCAAGCAAAGGCGAGCCGAGACAGAGAGAUGGUCGGGGAGAGCAGGAGACCACCGCGGGCCAGGAGGAUAGGACCAAUAUAAAGGGACUGCAGUGACAAGAAACUGGACGAUUUCGGAGAUCUGGUGACGAGCUUCACUUGUUUGGACAUACAUUGGCCUCGCCUGAGUCUCGGGGUAAAUUGCCCGGUCUCCGCCUUGUCUCCGCUGUGGUUUUGGCAUUAAAGAUCAAGGUAGCGGGGCGCCAGGACAAGGACCGAGAGCAACACACAGACACAGAUACACACACAGAUACACAAACACACACACUGUGGGAAGAACGCGUUGAGUCGACGGGCGCUCUCCUUGGUGCUGAAAGCUCCAGGUCUAUUGUGUAAAGGUGAUGCCCGCCAGAGCUGAACAAUCCCAAGUGGUGCAGCAGCCAGAGGCCACCGGGAGCGCGGUGCUAACAUGCAGGAGCUGUUAGAGUCUCCGGUGGGGUCCUGCGCCGCUGUGUACACCCUGGCAGCAGCCUGUCUCCACAAGGUGGGCUGGCCCGGCACUGAACGUCGCCUGGCAUUCAGUUUUUAAAAGCGGGCCAACUUUACACUUUAGCGGCGUCGCUGGGGAACAACUGCGGAGGACUGAGAGGGGGGAACCUUGAGGUGAUCUGGAGACCAUGUGGUGACUUCGCCAGCUCCCGUCCAGCGACUCUUUUGCCUUCAUCGAAGAUGCGCGCUGCGUAAACAAGCGUAAACUGGCCACAAAUCAUCAGCAAGCGACCACAGGUAACCGAGCUAUGUGUCUCUAUCCUGCCCUGCGCCCGGCCGUGUGUGGGAUGGUAUUAACUAAUCAUCCUCCCCGGUUGCUGUAUACCCGCACGAAGUUGCAGGAAGAAAAUGCGGCGUGCCUGCAACUGGUGUCUUUAUUUUUGUAUCUAACCCCCCCCCCCCCAAUCCUGUGGAAUGCAACCUUUGAAUUUAGAGGGUCAGUUCUGACGAGCUGAUCAGAAAGAUAAUAUAUAACCCCUUCCUUCCCCCAGCCCUCCACAUACGCUCGCUGGCCCAGUGACCUUGUCUUUAUUCACUCGCCAUCUUUGGGUGUAAUUAACAUUGGUGAAAACCGUAUCAAUCACACCGAUUCGGACUGUGUCUGUAACACUGUAACAGGAAGGUCAUCGGCAGUCCCGGGGAGGACAAGACUUAUGCUCAGCACAAGGGGCGAUUUCCCUGUUUUGUCCACCCUCCCUCCCUCCCUCUCCCAAACACAGGCGGGUUUGUUUUCUGUUCAAGAAGUUUGACAUGUUUGUCGUAUUGCACCGUGAGAUCUGCAGAAUGAAUUCCUUUCCUUCUUGUUUUAAAAAUUCCGCCCUCCCCGCGGCUGUAAAGUUUGUGCAGUUUCUCCGUGCCUCCCCUAGCCGUGUGCCUGAGAUGCAGAUUCCGGGCUGCCAGCCCGUGUUGAGUGGUCUGCCCUUGGCUUGCCCUAAGUUGCCGGGGUCGUGGGUCAAGUUCCAUUGCAGGGGAAUGCUCCCGGUGCAGCGCUGACGGUGUGCUGCACUGCCCUUUUCCUCUGUCAGAAAAGACAACGCUAUUUGGAAGAAGAAUUAGUGGGGGGGUUAUCUGCUGGUGUCCUGAAGUGAUUUGUUUUUCAGAAAAAAAGAACAUUGAUUAUCACAUGCGAUGCAUGAAUUGACUGGCGCCUUGUACAAUUGCUGCAAAAGUGCUCCGGUAGCUGUCGGUCGGUACUGGAAUGGAAUGAGAGGUCCGUUUAUGGGCGGCUGCAGCCCAGCGCAGAGCCGGAGCUGGUGGCCGAGCCCAGGGACUGGUGAAGGAUGGCUCCCGGACCGCAUGCAGCCUGCGUGCUCCUGCUGGUGACCCGUGCCCUCCUCCUCCUCCCUCCCCCGGCCUCCGCCGAGCCGGAGGAGGACAGCCUGGGGGCUGACAACACCCUGGGGGCGGCCAACGGCGACAACGUGGAGUUCGACGACUACCGGGGCAAAGGCUGCGUGGACGACAGCGGCUUCGUGUACAAGCUGGGCGAGCGCUUCUUCCCGGGCCACUCGAACUGCCCGUGCGUUUGCACAGAGGACGGGCCGGUGUGCGACCAGCCCGAGUGCCCCAAGAUCCACCCCAAGUGCAGCAAGGUCGAACACAACGGCUGCUGUCCCGAGUGCAAAGAAGUGCGGAACUUUUGCGAAUACCGCGCGAAGACCUACAAAGUGCUGGAGGAAUUUAAGCCAUCUCCGUGCGAGUGGUGCCGGUGUGAGGCCAGCAGUGAGGUGCACUGUGUUGUCGCCGACUGUGCCGUCCCCGAGUGCGUCAACCCGGUGUACGAGCCCGAGCAAUGCUGCCCGAUCUGCAAGAACGGUCCCAACUGUUUUGCAGGUUCUACAAUAAUCCCAGCAGGGAAGGAAGUGAAAGUAGAUGACUGCACCAUAUGCUACUGCUCACAGAAUGGGGACUGGUGGAAGACAGAGCGACAGGCUACCUGUGUCAAACGCGAAUGUGAACGCCUGUGACCUGGAUGAUGCAGCAAACUGUUCCACCGAUAACUAACUGCCAGCAAAGCAGCACCUUUGUGUGCUGUAUAGCCAAAAAAAAAAUUGCCUAGCUCUACCCAUUGCAAUAGUCACCAGAAGAUUUAGAUUCCUGGUGCAAACACUGUUUGGUGAAACACUAUUUUUUUACAUUGUCAAUCAUCUCAAUCUACCUGUGAGUGCCAUUUCUUGUCGAAGAUUAAAUUGACUUUUUGACUGCUGAUUACAGAGACGUUUUCACUUUGCAAUUUUUACGUCUGUUGCUGUUGCUUCUUGUCUCAUCUGAAGGAUUUCUCCUUGUUCUUGACUCCACUGCCCAUUUGCACUUAACCAUUAGAGGCUGUUUGCAGGCAAACUGUGAUACAUUUAGAAAUUUUGGAUUUAGUUUAGCUGUGAUUUUCUCUGCAUUUUGCUGUCUGCUUCAUCUUCAUUUGACAAUUAACUGAGGGAAGUUGUCACAGGAAAAGACUGUUCAUUUUAUAGUCUUAUACACUGAUGUUGUGCCUGAAAAUGUAAAUGAGAAUAUUCCAAUGAAAAUAAUUUACAAUGUGGAAUUAUAGCGCAACUGUACUUAGUGUGGUAAAUAAGCAUAUAUUAUAAAAUAUAUUAUUUUGUUAAAUAUAAAUUGUGACAUUCUGCAGAAUGCGUUUUAGUUGUCCUUUUUUAUAUGAAAUGGCGCAAAGUGGAAGACACAGAUUGUUUACUGCUACAGCUGCUGAUGUUGCACUAUUGGAUAAUUAGUGGAGAGGAAUACAGCCAGACCUAAAUUUGACCCAGAUACAUGAUCAAUG
Messenger RNA from Chiloscyllium plagiosum (whitespotted bambooshark), 3520 nucleotides. The record is from RefSeq and is a predicted model, not a curated record. Lineage: Eukaryota; Metazoa; Chordata; Chondrichthyes; Orectolobiformes; Hemiscylliidae.